Messenger RNA from Gordionus sp. m RMFG-2023, 3256 nucleotides. Its product is annotated as calcium homeostasis endoplasmic reticulum protein-like. Lineage: Eukaryota; Metazoa; Nematomorpha; Gordioida; Chordodea; Parachordodidae. The transcript has 16 exons. Gene Ontology annotation, molecular function: RNA binding. The record is from RefSeq and is a predicted model, not a curated record. The coding region runs from base 9 to 3101 and encodes 1030 amino acids. Gene Ontology annotation, biological process: RNA processing; intracellular calcium ion homeostasis. Gene Ontology annotation, cellular component: perinuclear region of cytoplasm.
UAUUUGAAAUGGAUUCAAUAAAAUUUCCAAAUGAUCCGGAAUUAAAGAAUAUUAUAGAUAAGUUGGCAAAUUUUGUUGCUAGAAAUGGACCAGAUUUUGAAGAAAUGACUAAGAAUAAACAACGAGAUAAUUUAAAAUUUUCAUUUCUUUUUGGAGGGGAAUACCAUCCAUAUUAUAAAUUUAAAGUUCAAGAGGAAUUUAUGGCUUUUAGAUUUCAACAACAGUCACAAAAUCAAAAUUUGCAUUCAAAUUUCAAUCCUCCAUGGCAACAAGCCAAUAUUCAACCUAUUCAUUCUCAACAUAUGCAACCAUCAAAUUCAUUAUUGCCUAAUCCUUUUCCCAAUCCUAACAUGAAUAAUAUGAUGCCAAAUCAACCAUUUUUAUUCAAUUCAAAUAAUAAUAAUAAUUUAAUAAACCAACAGAAUAACCCAAUUAUACCUCCAUAUAUUCAACAUCAACAAUCAUUAUUUCCACCUUAUCCAAAUUUUAAAAAUACUUCCAAUACAUUUGAACAACCAAAAUCUACCAAUAUGAAUAAUUAUAACCCUAAUAAUUUCAAUAAUAAUAAUUUUAAUGAUAAUAUUAACUAUAUACCUAAUAGUAGAUCUAACAACAGCUCUUUCAAUAACACCACAAUCUCUCCUAAUAUAUGUUCAAAAUACAGCUAUGAAACAUUAAUGAAUUCAGGCCUUAAUGAUGUAGCUCUUCAAAAAAUCCAAGAAAGUGAAAAUUAUUUAGCAUCACAGUUUCAGUCACUCUUAAAUCAACAACAAGCAAAAGUAAAAAAUGUGGUAGCUACAGCACAAUUUGGCAAAUUAGUACAAUUGAGUGAAGAAUGCAAUAUAAAUCUCUCAGAAUUAGAUAUGAUUGUCAACCCAAUCAUUGAAUCUUGCACUAAAGAAGCAAUCUCGAAUGGUAAAGCAUGGAUACUCAAAAACAAUAUCAACCCUAAAUUUCCAGAAUUUUUGGCUAGAUAUUUAUUGAAACGUAUAAUGGCGGUAGAUGCUAAUUUUGACAUCAGGCUUCACUUGAUUUACCUGAUCAACGAUCUUAUGCAUCACUGCAUUCGCAAAAACGUGGAAGAAUUAAGAGGCGCCCUAGACAAUAUCAUAAUCCCCAUUUUUUGUCAAACCUACGUGGAAACGCUGGAUACUGAGAGGGAGAAAUUGGACAAGCUGUUGCAUCUAUGGGAGAGCAACAAUUAUUUCAAACCCGAAUAUUUAAACGACCUAAAAAACGCCAAGGAAUCGCUCGUCACUUAUAAUUCCGACAUUGCGAUUGAAUACGGGCACGUAGUUGAUAACGUGAUUGCUGAAUUCGAUCAUCUUCGAUCCAAUCUGCGACAGAAUCAUGAAAAAAUGGUGGAAGAGUUGAAGAUGGAAAUGGGCGGAAAUCUGGAUAGUGGCGGGCACAAAAAACCUCCAGGAUUGAUGGAUAUAGAUACCGGAAGGAACAGUGCAGAAGAAACUGAAGCUCCUAAGAGUUUAUUAGGAAAUCCACCCGUUAUGAUGAAUAGCAGCAUUCCUAAUCAACCGAUGCCAGGCAACAAUUUCAAUAACCUUAUAAACCAAAAUCCUAAUUUAAUGAAUAACCUUAUGUUUAACAAUGCGAACCCUAAUGCUAUGCUUGAAAUGCUCACUUCUUGCAUGAAUUCUGGCAAUACAAACAUGACGGCACUCGGUGGAAAUAACCCAGCCGCUAUUUUAGCCGCCAUAAUGAAUAAUAAUCAAAUGGGAGGAACUGGAAUUAGUAGUUUAAUGCCUCACCUUCCUCCACCAAUGGCAAUGAUGAUGAUGACCAUGAUGAAAAAUAAUGGGAUGGUACAACAGAAUCAAAACAAUAACCUCAACGCUAAUAUUCCUUUCCCAUUUCCGGGAAACAAUAAUAAUAAUAUGGCUGCUAAUCUAAUGAACCUAUUUAGCACGUUCAAUAAUCAGCCCCACCUCAACAAUCCCCAAAUUAUGAACAACGGGAAUAAAGAACUCCCUAAUUUCGCACCCAUACACCCUCCGGCAUUUAAAAUGGAUCCCAAGGAUAAAUCCAUCAUCCCCGGAUUGCCUUACUUUGACCUGCCAGCAGGGCUCAUGGUUAAAUUAAUCAAGGAUGAAGAUGUUAAUUACAAAAGUUUAGACCCAAACUCGCUCAGGCUGCCUGCUCCAGAUCCUCCCUCUGAACAAUUAUUAGGAGCUGUAGAAGCAUUUUACAGCCAGGCCUCCCAUGAAGCACCUAGGAAUAUCGAGGGAUGGGAACAUUUGGGUCUCUUUGAGUUUUACAAGUGUAAAGCCCGUUACCAAAAGUCCACGAAUAAACGUCAAACAUCCUCUCCAAAUCGUUCUGAUCAAUCUUCUCGCCAUAGUUCCCGGUCUCGAUCUAGAUCAUUUUCUAACGAUUCCAAUUAUUCUAGUUACGACUCGACCCGACAAAACGACAAUGAUUAUGCCAGCGAGAGAGCCGAUGAUAGGAAAAUCAAGAAAAAGAGAAGGAGACGCAGGGGUGGUAGAAAAAAUCGAGGCAGAAGAAACAGAAAGGCAUUGAAAGAUGACAAACUCGUUGGAGAUCAAGAUCAUUCUUUAAACGCAUCGCGAAACGAUGAAAAAGAAAGUGACAAAAGAGUCUUCAAAGAGUUCAGCUCUGACGAGGAAGAAAAAGAUGCGAAUGGGAGAGAAAGGAAUAGACGCUCGAGAUCUAGAUCCCGCUCAAGAAACAGAACCAGCCGACAUUAUUCAAGAAGAUCUCCUUCCCCGUAUAACAAUUCGAAUUCCAGGGGCAAUGCUAAACGGAGAUCCCAAUCACGAUCUCCCAUUAAAAAUGAGCAGAAUGAUAACUAUUAUCAGCCGCCCACUGAAGAUAUCUUCUCAAUCAAAGACGUUUCCGAGCAACAAAGAUUAGAUGAAUACAAUAAAGGUCAUCAACUCUUGAAAAAAAUGGGUUGGAAAGGCGCCGGUUUAGGUCUAAACGAACAAGGAACACAAGAUCCCAUAUCCGGCGGCGAGGUAAGAGAUAGAGUUAACCAAUAUAAAGGGGUGGGAGAACAACCCAAAGAGAUGGAACCUUACGAAGAAUACAGAAAAAUAAGAUGCAAAAUGCUUUACAAUCGAUGAAAAUGUUUUGCAGCCUAUCGAUUAUUUAAUAUAUCAUUGUAAUUAUUUAAGUUUUAUAUUUUAUUUCUUCUUCACCCCCACUCCAUAACUUGAUUUAUACAUUACUUUUUAAUGAAUUAUGAACAAAUUCUUAAAUAAAUGAUUAUAGACCUCGA